This is a messenger RNA of Zophobas morio, 2092 nucleotides long. Its product is annotated as zinc finger protein 91-like. Gene Ontology annotation, molecular function: RNA polymerase II transcription regulatory region sequence-specific DNA binding; DNA-binding transcription factor activity, RNA polymerase II-specific. NCBI's taxonomy places the organism in Eukaryota, Metazoa, Arthropoda, Insecta, Coleoptera, Tenebrionidae. Bases 250 to 2001 code for a protein of 583 amino acids. The transcript has 2 exons. The record is from RefSeq and is a predicted model, not a curated record. Gene Ontology annotation, biological process: regulation of transcription by RNA polymerase II.
GCCUCAACCAACCUAACCUAUUAAACGUGAACAAAUAAUCAUUUUUGUAAUUAUCUAAGCCCGAAAAUGAUUACACGUACUGUAAAUUUACUGUGCUUUAGUUGAAACGCCAACAAUCACGGUCUAAUCAGCUCAAAUUGUAUUUUUCAAAAAAUCGAAACGUCAUUUUUCACGUGAAAAAGUUAGGUUAAAGAUGAAAGUUUUAUAACCUUCUUGCAAGAGUCCUGGAAGGAUAUUUUAGCAACCAAAAUGUCAACUUUGGAGUAUUCCGAAUCACUUCGAGAAUGGGGAAGAUCUUCCUGGAAAAACGUCCACAACUAUAAACUGUGUCCCUAUUUUACAACAUCGCUUUUCUUAAUGGUGAACCACGCGAAACGACACCGUUCAUCUCUGGAAAAAUAUACGUGCGAAAACGCUAAAAUUGAAGAGUAUCAUUGUAAAGGCUGCGAUUUUAAAACGGAACUAACGAUUCUGUUCAAACAACACAUUAAUAAAAAUCACAGCUUUAAAAGCGAAUCUGGGGACGAUUUAUCACUUCAGGACUUCAGUGUACGAAAUUACGUUUGCGAAAAGUGCGAUUUCGAAACAAAUUUGUCGUUGAAGUGGUUCCAACAUACUUCAGAAUGCACGGGAAAAAAAGAAAAUCUAGCAAGUGUGAGGUCUGUGAAAGAGAAUACAAAUAUUUUCCAUUUCAAGAAAAUUGACGGAAAACGUUGGUAUUAUUGUACGAAAUGUUCCUACAAAGUUAGAAAUAAAACUAAGUUAAAAUAUCAUAUGGCAAAACAUGAUUUAAACAAACAACAUGCGUGUGAUAAGUGUCCAUUUAAAACCGUAUAUAAAGCAACUUUAAGAGAUCACAAAAAACGAAACCACUUAGACGAGCGAGAUGUUGAAUGGCACAAAUGUGAAAAAUGUCCUUUCAAAACUCUACAAAAAAGUAAUUUAAUUAGGCACGUAAACAGCUUACAUUUGAAAGAUGAAGAAGGUGAAUGGUACCAAUGCGAUGAGUGUCCAUACAAAACUAGGAAUAAAUGUCAUUUAAAGACUCACGCAAUUGUAAAACAUGUUACGUGGUACGAAUGCGAACUGUGCCAAUUUAAAACAAGGGACAAAAGAUCUUUAAGACACCACGAGAAUGUGAUACAUUUAAAGAAACAAAAUGCCGAAUGGUGGAAGUGUAAAAAGUGUUCAUUUAAAACGGUAACUUUGUCAAAAGAAUGUAAUGAAUGUCUGCUCAACAAAAAUAAGCGGUAUGAAUGUAAAUAUUGCCCAUACAAAACUAAGUGGAGGCCGAAUUUACAAAAGCAUGUAAUUGCUCUACAUGUGGAUGACAAAGAAAUUAAAUGGCACCAAUGUGACAAAUGUCCAUACAGAAGUAAAUUUAAAGAAGGUUUAAAGAAACACGAAGAUUAUAAUCAUUCAGAAGAAGCAAAGUGGUAUGAAUGUGCCAAGUGUUCGUAUAAAACCAAAGCAAAAGACAAUUUAAUACAGCAUGUAAAUGUUCAUUUUGACAUCAAACAAAAUCAGUGCGAAUAUUGUCCAUUUAAAACGAAACGCAGAUAUUAUUUAAAGACCCAUAUAAGUAAGCGCCACAAAAAUCAGAUCUAUUCAGAUGGUAAAGAUGUUAAAUGGUAUAAAUGUGAAAAAUGUUCUUUCAAAACUAGAAGAAAAGAUUGUUUAAAAAGGCACAUAACCAACUUACAUUCGAAUGAAGAAGACAUCAAAUGGCAUCAGUGUAAUGAGUGUCCAUUUAAGGCAAAACUUUUGCAUCAAUUAAAAUCUCAUAUAAUUUGUAGACAUUCGAAUGAAGAAAAAAUCAAGUGGUACGAGUGCGAAUAUUGUCCACAUAAGACGAAACUCAAGACCUAUUUAACCUCCCAUAUGAAUAAAUACCAUUUUGAAAAAACGGACGCUAAUAAAUGGCACAAAUGCCAUCAGUGUGCUUACAAAACCAAAACUGUAUCAUUGCUUUAUAAACACCAAGAAAAACGACAUAAAUAGGACUUAAUUUACUUUAAGUUUGGCGUAGUUUAGAAUGAAGAAAGAAACUAAAUGUUUUCCACUUUAAAUAAAUAUAUAUUUAUUAUUAUUA